UGGCUGAUGGAAGGCAGUGUGUUUGAGGCGCUGCAGGCAGGAGUUGUUUGAAGAACCAUGUCAGCUCCUCUUCUGAUGUAAACAGGGAUACCUUUCGCUUUUAUUCGAUUUUGAUUUCCAAACACCAGCGAACAUGCACGAUGCAACUUAUUUCAACAGGGACGUUUUUUUUCACCAAAAGCGCGUUGGACUUUAGUGUGGAAUUAUCUAAACUUUUCCUUGUUCCCCGGCAGAACUCAUGAAACCCUCUACAGAGCGACGGGUUUAUGGACUCGCCUAUUAGCUAAUGAUGUCUAUGGGUUUUACGCCUGACAGUCUGAAUGGCUCCGAUCCCUCCAAAUCGGCCUUUUUAGAGUUUGGCCACGGACAUCCAGCGCACCAGCAGCACUCCUCUGGGCUCUCGCACAUUUACCCCGUUCAUGGCCUGCACGCUGCUGGGCAUUCCCAGCACGAAAGUCCUUUUCCUGGCAACACGUCUUAUGGCCGCUCUUUGGGAUACGCCUACCCAGGCGCGAUGAACACUCACCCCCAGUCCGCUUACAUGUCCUACCAGCACAGCAGUCACAACAGCAGCAGCAGCAGUCUGGCCCACAGCAGAUUAGAGCAGACAGAUCAUGACAAGUCCAUGGUGAUCGACAACAGGGAUAUUCGUCUGAAUGGCAAAGGGAAGAAAAUCCGUAAGCCUCGGACUAUAUAUUCCAGCCUGCAGCUGCAGGCUCUGCACCAGCGCUUCCAGCAAACCCAGUAUCUGGCCUUACCGGAGCGAGCCGACUUAGCAGCCAAGCUGGGGCUCACCCAGACUCAGGUAAAAAUCUGGUUUCAGAAUAAACGUUCAAAGUAUAAAAAGAUCAUGAAGCACGGUAACGGAUCGGAGGGAGAGCACCUCCACAGCACCAGUUCCAUCUCUCCCUGCUCGCCCACCUUGCACCAGCUAUGGGAAGUCUCGACGGCGAGCAAAGGAGCUCCAGUGCACCCAAACAAUUACAUGAACAGUUUUGGCCACUGGUACCCAAACCACCACCCUCACCAGGACGCGAUGCCGAGGCCUCAGAUGAUGUGAGUGGAUUGUUGUUUUGGUCCGGCUCAGGUCAUUUGGCGCGCCAUAUUUGAUGCGAACUUUAAGCCACGGUGAACAAGUUUCUCACAAGGCCUCCUCUCGGAACUGGACUCUGUUUAAAGCAUGUUAAAUAGACUGUGUGCACUGUGUUUUGUGUGCGUUUUGAAUUCAAAUUUCAUUGCAAAAACAGGCACCAUUUUUUUUCCUCUGAGUUUGCAAUGUCACUGCAGCCCCUGUCAUGCGACCUCACUGAAUUGUGGACUUGUGUGUGCAGUUUAACAGGACACUACAUAAAAGUACUUCUGGAAAAAUAUUGUGUGUGCAUGGAUUAUUUUACUGGGGAAAUAAUUACGGCACUAUACAGUUAAUAUGUGCAUUACACAAGCAAUUCUUGUAUAGCUGCUGCUUUACUGGAGAAAUUUUCAGUUUAACCUAAAUGGUUUUUGAGUUUUCUUCACCAGGCA
Melanotaenia boesemani (Boeseman's rainbowfish) is the source of this 1521-nucleotide messenger RNA. It is a transcript of the gene dlx4b, whose product is annotated as distal-less homeobox 4b. The record is from RefSeq and is a predicted model, not a curated record. Gene Ontology annotation, biological process: negative regulation of transcription by RNA polymerase II; embryo development; cell differentiation. The coding region runs from base 287 to 1060 and encodes 257 amino acids. Gene Ontology annotation, molecular function: DNA-binding transcription factor activity, RNA polymerase II-specific; RNA polymerase II cis-regulatory region sequence-specific DNA binding. NCBI's taxonomy places the organism in Eukaryota, Metazoa, Chordata, Actinopteri, Atheriniformes, Melanotaeniidae. The transcript is spliced from 3 exons.